AUGAAAGUUAUCAAUAAAUUAAAUGUAUUGAAGAAAGUUUACAGAGAGUAUCGUAUGGUUACUGCUGCAGAUGAUUGUGAGCCUUACGAAAAACUACUUAUUAAUACAUGCAUGAUGUUGAUAUUGUGCAGUCUGUUUUAUAUGGCAUUUCUUUUAAUACCUGGAAAUGUGAUAAUACUGUAUCAGUUUUUGUUCGACUGUUUUAAAUAA
Messenger RNA from Schistosoma curassoni, 210 nucleotides. The record is from the annotation of a GenBank genome assembly. NCBI's taxonomy places the organism in Eukaryota, Metazoa, Platyhelminthes, Trematoda, Strigeidida, Schistosomatidae.